Messenger RNA from Aspergillus calidoustus, 249 nucleotides. The record is from the annotation of a GenBank genome assembly. NCBI's taxonomy places the organism in Eukaryota, Fungi, Ascomycota, Eurotiomycetes, Eurotiales, Aspergillaceae.
AUGGUAGGCGCCGUUCUGAGUCUGUCUAUUGAAUCACACCCCCACGCCAUAGGCACAUGCCCCCUUGAGCAGCAACGAAUCUAUGCAUCCAUUCGAGAAGUAUGGAUAACAAGUCAUCAAUCUCUUCAAAAUUUUGACCAUCACUUGGGAGAUUUCUUGACGAGUAUGCCAAUGCCACUUGAUGGCUUUUACUACAAAAGCGCCAUUCUUGGAGAUAAGACUGGACUCUUUGUGAACUUAGCGCUUUGA